This is a messenger RNA of Cladocopium goreaui, 1542 nucleotides long. The record is from the annotation of a GenBank genome assembly. Lineage: Eukaryota; Dinophyceae; Suessiales; Symbiodiniaceae.
AUGGGCGCUUGCCAGGGAGUGGCAGCUGCUGAAGGAGACGACGAAGUCGUCAUGGGCAGAGUGGAAAGCGAAGGGGAACCUGAGGGGGACUUUCCAACGAAUGUUCCCCUUUGUAAAUUUGCUUGUGGAAAGGCUGUCCAGCCAGGGAAAACCAAGCGUGGGAACAAUUUCGACACAUGUUGCAGGACGUGUGCGGUAAACAAGGGCAGGGGCAUCCACGACCCAACUUGUGGCGGUGCUGCACCCCCUCCUACCAACUCUCGCAAGGCUUGCAAAGUAGGGUCCAAGUGCAGGGACCGCAGCAAAGCACACUUGGAGGAACUAUCCCACCCUUUGGAUGAGGACUAUGCGAUUGCUUGCUCAAUGACCAAGGACGUGGAAGCUGAACCGUUGACUUUGAGAGUGGUCUUCGAUUGGAGCGAUGCCGACGGGUCUGGGAAGCUGUCGAGAAAGGAGCUGGAAGCCUCUUUGGAGAUGAUCAAAAGGGCUUGUGGAGAUUCCCUUGGCGCGAUCACUGAUGAGGCUUGGCUACACCUUGACGAGGAUGGUAAUGGUGUGGUGAACUUUGGGGAGUUUGCAUCCUGGGCUGGGCCACGGCUUGGCUUGGAAUUGGGUGUAGCAAAGAUGCUUGGCAAGUCAGCCAGCCUCAUGAUGGCUUCGUCUCCCUGCAGUGUCAUUGGUUGUCCUUGUGAAUCAUGGGGAGGACACGAGGAUGACCAACACGACAAGAAAUGCAAGGAAUGCAAACAUAAGAAAGGCUUACACGUGGCGAAAGCAACAACUGGCGAAGUUCCGUUGCCGCCCUAUUGGGACCAUCAAGACGGUGACUUUAACGACCUCAUUCCAAUGACAGGCAAGAAUGUGAAAGAAGAGUUUCAAAAGCUUCUUGACAAGACCUAUAGGAAAGCCUAUACCAAAGACCGCGGCAAGCACAACCCAACCAACCCGAAGGUCCCCAAGGGCUUCGAAGUCCUCGCCGUGAAACGAAAUGAGAACAAGCACGCCUGGCAGGAAUACGCCUUCAGGCGUGGGGAUAUUAGGAAUCGAAGCGAACUUCCCGUGAUGUUCGCUGAUGUCAAGACAAGUCUCGCAAUGGAUGAAAUCGGAGGAGACAAGGCCAACCGGUUGCUCUCUGAGUGUAACGAGUGGUACCUUUUUCACGGCACCAAUCCAGAUGCAGCAAGUGCAAUUUGCAAAUCAGACUUCAAAGUGAGUCGAGCUGGCUCUAGCACUGGCACUCUAUACGGCAAAGGACUCUAUUUUGCAGAGUCCAUCACCAAGGCUGAUGAGUAUGCCAAGCCCAACAGUGAGGGACGUUAUGCAGUACUACUAUGUCGCGUCAUUGGUGGCAACGUGAAUUACACCGAUGAAGUCACUCCAGAUCCUGAAGCACUGGUACAUUCUUGCAUUGAAGGGGAGUACGACUCAGUCUGUGGUGACCGUGAGAAGACUCGGGGAACGUACAGGGAGUUCGUACUAUUCGACUCUGAAGAUGUCUAUGUUGAAUACGUCAUAGAGUACAAGCGGAAGUAUGAAUCUUGA